Molecule: messenger RNA, 1560 nt
Organism: Mesocestoides corti
Lineage: Eukaryota; Metazoa; Platyhelminthes; Cestoda; Cyclophyllidea; Mesocestoididae
Source: the annotation of a GenBank genome assembly
AUGUCGGAAAUUCCAAGUAAUUUAUUGCUUUCUUUCACGAAUGCACCACCUCUAGACAGCGUAAUACCAACUUCGCGACUAAAUAGUGUUGAGGAACCGAGUACUGGGGAUUUCAUCAAUCCCGACUUCGAAUUCGAUCAAUUCGAGACGGAACUUGCUGCGACUGAUGCGAACCCCAGCAGGGCCCUGGGUCUGUAUGCGCAGUCAUUUUGCACCCCGAUGAUUAGUUUGUUUUGUUUCCUUAACCUGGCACCAGUCAAGGCCGAGUGUGACUGCGCCGGGGGCCGAAUCUCGCCGGAGGGGUUCGUUGAGGAGGACUUCGAAGCCGAAUUGGGGUGCACUGCCGCCCAGGAAGUAACUGUGCAGGAAGCCUUGGACGUUGAAUAUCAGGAUAUUGCCCGAUUGGGAGUGAUUCAAGUUGCGGGGGAUGACCGUCUUGGUCGCAAAGUUGUUGUCUUCUCUGCGUGUCGUCUGCCACCGUUUGACAAAGUUGAUUACCAACGGUUGUACGAUUACACCAGGAAGACGUUGCAGCAGUACGUAGCAAACGAUUACUCUCUGGUAUAUUUCCACUACGGUUUUACAAACGAAAACAAGCCACCGCUAAAGUGGAUGAUUCAGGCUUACCGAGGGUUUGAUCGAAACUUCAAGAAGAACCUCAAAGCCCUCUACAUCGUCCACCCAACCGUCUUAGUUCUAUUCCUCAUUAAAGUCUUCAAACCUAUCAUCAGUCUCAAAUUCGGCCGGAAAAUUAACUUCAUCAAUCAGCUCGAUGAAUUAUCGGCAGACAUGCACCUGGAUCAGGUUCCGAUCCCCCAACGUGUUCGGUUAUAUGACUCUGACAUCUCGCGAUUAAAAGGCGCAAGUAUCUCUAACGACCCCUACGCGAAAUUCACAGCCUCGCAGUCCGGUCAACCAGUUCUGCCUCUCAAAAACCUCAAAGCUCCCGUCAUCAAACAACCUUGUCCGACCCAAGUCUUUGGAGUUUCUCUCGAGUUCAUUAUGAAAAAUAACAACAACGAUCCUAUUCCUGCAGUUCUUCGAGACUCGGUUGACUACAUCCGCCUGAACUGCCUAGACGUGGACGGAAUUUUUCGGAGGUGUCCAAGUGCAACCCUCGUGAAAUCGAUACAGGGAGCCUAUAAUGCAGGCAGGUCAGUCAACUUCGAGGCGUUCGCAGACCCCCACCUACCGGCGGUUCUCAUCAAGACGUUCCUUCGCGAACUAAGUGAACCACUUCUCACUUACGAACUGUAUGACACAAUUCUGGGCGUUCACAAUUUGCCGUGGGAGACAAGACUGGAAACAGCACGCGAACUGAUUUCCAUCCGUCUGCCUAAUCCGAAUUACGUUGUUCUGAAGUACCUGAUGAACCUUUUGACAGAAGUGUGCGCACACUCGAGCCAAAAUCGCAUGACGGACGUAAACCUGGGCAUUGUAUUUGGGCCCAAUUUGCUCUGGUCUCGAUUUGCUACCGUCUCCUCGUUUACUGAGGUGUGGCAGGUAACUGCGUUUGUGCAACUUCUAAUUUCAAAUUAUGAUGACGUCUUCGCCAAAUGA